Aspergillus versicolor CBS 583.65 is the source of this 537-nucleotide messenger RNA. RefSeq lists its product as uncharacterized. The record is from RefSeq and is a predicted model, not a curated record. Bases 1 to 537 code for a protein of 178 amino acids. The transcript has a single exon. Lineage: Eukaryota; Fungi; Ascomycota; Eurotiomycetes; Eurotiales; Aspergillaceae.
AUGCACAUGCUUGAGCUUUUGGCACUUUUUGGAUGCACUGAUGGGCCCGCGUUGAAGUAUCGCAAAGACACCUAUCCAGUGGUCUUUAACUGCCAGUUCAUAUACCGGUACAAUGAAAUAAACCCAAACGAAUACGUCCAAGAUCUCCAGCAAAAGGUGUCGGACACCCUUUACAGCCACUUUAAUGAGAAGGUCCAUGUUUUUAGUUACCACGAAAUUGAUGAGGUGGACCAUGACCCGCCUAGAAAGGUGGGAAGAGCAAAAAACCCAAGUAUGUGGAUUAGCCUGCUAAUUGACUUUCCCAAAUAUGUCAAAGUUGACAAUACCCUGUUCAAGAGCCUCUUUGAAGACCGGACACCUAGCCUGGAUGACUGGGAGAUGUGCAAGUUUGAGGCUACAGACCACAUGAGCUUGGCACGUCUGGAGUGGUUCAUGGAUAGGGCUGGCUAUACUCAUGCACAUAACUGUGUUGAAGGGGCUUAUCAACUGGUUUUGGACAUAAUGCAUCCUCUUAAUCAAUUAUCGUUGGAUCGUUAG